AUGCUCGGCGUCAGCGGCAUGCAACCACGGCAACUCGCCGCCCAAAUCCUGAACUUCGCACUCGUCCUCUCCACCGCAUUCAUGAUGUGGAAGGGCCUCUCGGUCGUCUCAGACUCGUCCUCGCCCAUUGUCGUCGUCCUGUCUGGAUCCAUGGAACCCGCAUUUCAGCGCGGCGACCUGCUCUUCCUUUGGAACCGGGGGUUGGAUACGCAAGUGGGUGAGAUUGUAGUGUAUAAUGUCAAGGGCAAGGAUAUCCCGAUUGUGCAUCGGGUGGUUAGGCGGUAUGGGGGAGGCAAAACCCCCCUCCGCCUCCUCACCAAAGGCGACAACAACAUCGCAGACGACACGGAACUCUACGCAACCAGCCAAUCCUUCCUGACCCGCAAAGAAGACGUCGUCGGCAGCGUAGUCGGCUUCAUACCGUUUGUCGGAUACGUGACCAUUUUGCUGAGCGAGAACCCAUGGAUGAAACAGGUCAUGUUGGGCUUGAUGGGGGUCAUGGUGGUGUUGCAGCGGGAAUGA
Plenodomus lingam JN3 is the source of this 522-nucleotide messenger RNA. It is a transcript of the gene SEC11, whose product is annotated as Signal peptidase complex catalytic subunit. The record is from RefSeq and is a predicted model, not a curated record. NCBI's taxonomy places the organism in Eukaryota, Fungi, Ascomycota, Dothideomycetes, Pleosporales, Leptosphaeriaceae. Gene Ontology annotation, molecular function: serine-type endopeptidase activity. Gene Ontology annotation, cellular component: membrane; signal peptidase complex.